Haliotis rubra (blacklip abalone) is the source of this 2054-nucleotide messenger RNA. Its product is annotated as very long-chain acyl-CoA synthetase-like. The transcript has 11 exons. Bases 60 to 1925 code for a protein of 621 amino acids. Lineage: Eukaryota; Metazoa; Mollusca; Gastropoda; Lepetellida; Haliotidae. Gene Ontology annotation, molecular function: long-chain fatty acid-CoA ligase activity; long-chain fatty acid transmembrane transporter activity. The record is from RefSeq and is a predicted model, not a curated record.
UUUUGCGAAGCAGGUGACCUGUUAUGUGAGAGCAGACGUGAACUGAUACAGUUGGCAACAUGUUGGACAAGGUUGUGUACGGUGUUGCUGGAGCAGCAGGGGCGUCUGUUGUGGCCUGGAAAACCAUGUUUCCUUGGAUACAUCAUGACCUCAAGAUCAUCAAGGUCGGGAAGCGCGUCAAAACUGAAAUGGACAAAGAUUUUGAAAGUGGAGAGUUCCUGAUAGACAGAUUUGAGAAACAUGUCUACAAUCAACCAAGGAAGCCGUUUAUUAUUUUUGAAGGCAAUGUUUUCACUUAUGAAUACAUUGACCAGCAAGCCAAUAGAGUAACAAAUGUUGUGAGGACAUGGGGGCUGUCGGUGGGGGACACAGUGGCCAUGAUGAUCUACAAUGAGCCAGCUUUUGUGUGGACAUUUCUCGGUCUCCAGAAAAUGGGAAUAGCAACAGCUCUGAUCAACUUUAACCUGUGUCAGAAACAGCUGAGUCAUUCUGUCAAUGUCAGCGGAGCUAAGGCAUUCAUCGCUGGACAAGGAGCGGAACUCUUUGAUGCAGUCCAUGCUGAGGAAGGAAAGUUUGGUGGCAUGCCAAUAUAUAUCCAAGGAUGUUCAGCCAAUCAGGUGUCUACUGGCUACAUCUCAUUCGAUGAUCUUAUGGCAGCAUCGUCUCCAGCUGGAGUUGACGCCAGCGUCCGUGCAGGUUUAACACCAAUGACCCCAGCUUGUUAUAUUUACACAUCUGGCACUACAGGGCUGUCCAAACCAGUGUUUAUGAGGCAAAUCAGUCUCAUGAGAGUCAGUGGAGGUAUCUUGUUUGUGGACCUAACGCAGGAUGACGUGUUGUACAUGACGUUGCCGCUGUACCACAGCGCAGGCGGUGGGCUGGGUCUCUACGGGUCUAUACGUGCUGGUGCAACUAUGGUUCUGCGAAGGAAAUUUUCAGCAUCUCACUUCUGGGAGGACUGCUGUCGCUACAGGGUCACCAUUAUACAGUAUAUUGGUGAAAUGUUCCGGUACCUACUUUCACGGCCAGAGAGCCCUGAAGAGAAGAGUCAUCAAAUUCGAGCAGCAUUUGGCAAUGGUCUGCGUAGAGACAUUUGGGAGCAGGUGCAGGCGAGAUUCAGAAUACCCCAAAUAACUGAGUUCUUCGGGGCAACAGAAGGAAACACAAUGUUGUUCAACCUCAGUAACAAACCUGGGGCUAUUGGAAGACUCUCUCCAUUGUUGCAGAGGUUGAGUGCAAAUUACCAAACCUUGGUCAAAUAUGACACUGCAACGGCGGAACCAAUCAGAGACAGCAACGGACAUUGUAUAGAAGUUAAACCAGGAGAGAAGGGCCUGUUCAUUUCGGCCUUUGCUCCAGUCAACUUCUAUAAGGCAUCACAGGAAGCCAAUGAAAAGAAGCGUAUCCGUAAUGUUUUCAAGAAAGGCGACGCUUACUUCAACUUUGGUGACCUCUUCUACCUCGACCGAGACUACUUUGUGUACUUUGUUGAUAGAAUUGGUGACACUUUCAGAUGGAAGGGUGAGAACGUAUCAACAACGGAGGUGGCCAACAUUUUGACUUCCCUGGAUUUCAUCCAUGAUGCCAAUGUCUAUGGCGUCACUAUUCCAGGGCAAGAUGGUCGAGCCGGCAUGGCAGCCUUGACACUGUACGAUGAUAAACCCUUGACCCCCGAGCUCCUGCGAAAAUUCUGGAAACACUGUGAGGAAAAUCUAGCUACAUAUGCCCGUCCAAUGUUUCUGCGUCUUCAAAAGGAGGCUACGCUGACAGCUACAUUCAAACAGAGGAAGGUUGAGCUGGUCAAGGAGGGAUUUGACAUCAACCUAGUGGACGAUCCUCUCUAUUUUGCUGACCAGGUCACUAAGUCCUACAUUCCCAUCAAACAGGACACAUACUCCAGAAUCUUGACCACAUCCAAGUUGUAGCUGUGGCAGGGGUAGCCAGUCCUAAUUGUAGGUGUCAGCACCUGUACCAUGAACCACUGUUGCCUUGUAACUGACCAGGGGAACCUUAUAUCCCCAGUGUUAUAACGUGAAUGAACUCCAGGUGUAAAA